AUGGCGAGUCAAGCAUUGAGCCGCGUUCGAGGCAUACUCGUCUUCAUCGCUCUGGGCAUACUCGUCUUCACCGUUGCCACCAAUAUGAGCCUGCUCACGACGACACAAUCGGCCAUUGCCGACGAGCUCAAUUCCUUUGAAACGACUUCAUGGUUCACUUCAGCUUUCUUGAUCACCAUGUCUGCUCUGGGACCUCUGAACGGGAAAUUGAGUAGCGUGUUUCCUCCUCGUUCCUGCAUAUCUCUCUCGGCGAUGGUACUGGCUCUGGGAAGCUUGAUCUGCGCCGUCUCAAACCGAUUCGGAUCGUUCGUGGCGGGGAGAUGCGUACAAGGCGCGGGAUCGAGUGGCGUCUUCACCAUCUCCUUGAUCAUCGUCCUGGAACUCACGGGCUCGCAACGUCGAGGUCUGGGCAUUGGGCUACUGAAUACGGGAUUCACGAUUGGCGUCGCAGUGGGUGCAACUGCCGCGGGGGCUUUGCUGCCUGUCACGGGCUGGCGAGCGUUAUUCUGGCUUCAGGUUCCUGCAUGCGUGGUGCCGGGACUCAUCUUACUGUUCGCUUUACCCGGAGACUUUCACGGCGGGAAGAAGGGUGUCGAGAACGGAAAAGCAGACGACACGUGGAAGCGGGUGCGGAAUCUGGACUAUCUGGGCGCAGUGUUACUCACGACUUCAUUGGUGCUCGUUUUGUACGCAAUGGCUGCACCCAAGAAAAUCCCCAUCUGGCCCAUAGUCGUGUCUGCAUUCGUGUUGAUUCUGUUCGUCAAUAACGAGGUGUUUCUCGCACAGGACCCCAUCAUUCCCGUCUCGCUGCUCCGAUCGAGAGGGUUACUGUUGACUUGCCUGGGUACACUCGGCUUCAUGGCAGGCCGAUGGAGCGUACUCUUCUAUGAGCCAACCUACGCACUUGCGGUCCGCACGUGGGCUCCCUCAGCAGCUGGUGCCAUGUUGGUGCCUACCAACUUCGGCUUCGCGCUCGGAGGGCUGUCCGUGGGAUAUUUACAUAUCAAGCGUCAUGGCUCGUUCUACGCACCCACCCUGGUAUUCUAUCUGCUCUUUCCCAUCACGCUCGUACUAUUGGGUUUGUUAUCAACCGGUUCCGUUCCCGCCUGGGCGAUUGUGCUCAUCCUCUUCUUAUGCGGAUUCGCCACAGGUGCAGCCAUGAACUACAACCUCGCCCAUCUCUUACACAUCACACCCAAAGAAACCCACUACGUCGCCACCGCAUUACUGUCCACCUUUCGCGGUUUCGCAGGAUCUUUCGGAUCUGCCAUCGGAGGCGGAGUUUUCCAACGCAAACUCACUACAAGUCUCACAUCCAAACUCGACAAUGCCAACCUCACUAACCCGCAACUGGUACGCGAGCUUCUGGGGAAACCCGCCCUGGUAGAUCAAUUACACGGCAUGGAAAGAGAAAUUGCAAUCGAAAGCUAUCAAGACGCCUUGAAGAUUCUCUGGCUCGCUAUGGCUGCAGUGGCGGUCGUAUCUUUCCUAUGCCAAGCUGGAACGGGAUGGCAAGGACAUUCUGAGAAACAGAUUCUGGAUGAAGAGAGACGAGCGCUGCUCGGUGAAGGUCGUCGUGAUGAUCAUGUACGAGAUAUUGAAGAUUAG
Molecule: messenger RNA, 1608 nt
Organism: Sphaerulina musiva SO2202
Lineage: Eukaryota; Fungi; Ascomycota; Dothideomycetes; Mycosphaerellales; Mycosphaerellaceae
Product: MFS general substrate transporter
Exons: 2
Coding region: 1-1608 (535 amino acids)
Biological process (GO): transmembrane transport; basic amino acid transport
Cellular component (GO): fungal-type vacuole membrane
Molecular function (GO): basic amino acid transmembrane transporter activity
Source: RefSeq, a predicted model, not a curated record